AUGAGACUUAUCCUGGACGAGGAAAAAUUACUCUGCUCGGGAAACACCAUGGCCCUCAAAGACGGUAGAAACAUCUCGUUCAGGAUUUCCACAUACACUCGGGUCUCGUUGAGCGACGGGUGCUCUUUCUUAGUGUUUGCGUGGAUCAGCUGGUGGUGGUGCGCAUGCGUGAGCGGGGAAUGCGCUCUCCACUUGCCGCGCGGGGGGGCGCCGACGAGCUCCUCCCUCAGCCACCAUCUUCUGAACGACGUUCUCCUUGCUGCAUCUCCGGCGUCGGUGUGCAUCACCUACAGCGACAUAGAAAAGGCCCUUUUCGCUACUUCCUCAAAAAUAGCGGUGACCCAGCCCGAGGGCGAAUGGACCCCCGACGACCUUGCGCCGGUCGGGGAGCUCCUGCUGGAGACCUCGCGAAUCAUCGCUCUGCAGCACGGCCUAACAGCCUCGGAAGUGGCUCACUACCUGCCGCAGGUGGACAUGAUGAAGACAUCGGUGGCAAGCAUCUGCCCCGCCUUCGCCUCCCCCACGCUCUGCACGCCGGGCAAAUACCGCCGCAUCGACGGCCUCUGCAACAACGUCCACCACCCGACCUGGGGCGCCACGCGCUCCGUCUUCCAAAGGUUCCUGCCUGCGGCUUAUUCGGACGGCAUCAGCGCCCCCCGCCAGAGCUCGGCGCGUGGGGCCUCGCUCCCCAGCCCCCGCCUGGUCUCGGCCAUGGUCCACCGGGACGAGGGCUUCCAUGACCACGCCGCCACGCUCAUGCUCAUCGCGUGGGGCCAACUCAUGGACCACGACUUCACCCUCACCGCCAUGUCGCUCGACCCGGUGAGCCGCAACGAACCGCAGGGCUGCUGCGCCCCGCCGGCCGGCCUCAAGAACCCCUACUGCCUGGAGAUCGACGUUCCCCACGACGAUCGGUUCUUCGGCCUCUUCCGCUUCCGAUGCAUCGACUUCGUGCGAGGAUUCCCAGGUGUCCCGCAGAACUGUCGACUAGGGCAACGCAACCAGAUCAACAUCCUGACCGGAGUGAUAGAUGGCAACACUGUCUAUGGUGGGACUGACGAAGAGGCGAGAGCACUGCGCAUGGGCGUGGGCGGUUUGCUGCGCCAUUACGACCACUUCCCAGGAACGGACAUGAAGGAACUCCUCCCCCUGAAAACAGACAUUCCUGACGAAGGAUGCAUUCGAGAAAAUGGCUCACAAUUGUGUUUCCUUGCGGGAGAGAUCCGGGUGAACGAGCAACUGAUCUUGACGUGCAUGCACACGCUCCUCAUGCGAGAGCACAACCGGGUAGCGAGCCGGCUCUCCCGCCUCAACCCGCACUGGGACGACGAGGCGCUCUACCAGGAAACUCGAAGAAUUGUGGCUGCAAUAAUACAACACAUCACUUUCAACGAGUUCCUGCCCCAACUGCUGGGGCGAAAUGUUAUGGAACAGUAUGACCUCAUACUGACCAAAAAGGGUUAUUGGGACGGCUACGACCCAUCUGCGGAUCCUUCGAUCUCGGCCUCCUUCGCCGCCGCCGCCUUCCGCUUCGGCCACUCGCUCCUCCCGUCGUCGGUGGAGCGGUGGAGUCCAUCGCACAAAUUCAUCGCCUCGAAACGCCUCCACAAGCUGAUCCGGCAGCCGUUCGACCUGUUCCGAGCCGGUGUCCUGGACGAGUACUUCCUAGGGAUGCUCAACCAGCCCGCGCAGGCCAUGGACGACUCCAUCACGCAGGAGGUGACCCACCACCUGUUCGCGGAGCCUGGCGAGCGUCACGGCCUGGACCUGGUGUCGUUCAACGUACAGCGCGGGCGGGAGGUCGGCAUUCCCGGCUACGGCGCCUGGAGGUUUACCAUGACCAAUGGAAAUCCAGAUGCCUUCUAUGUACCCACCUGGGCCAUACUCAAAGUGCUCAGAUUCAAAUUUGGACUCGUCAACGUGCUUCCUGUUUGCUUCACGUAG
Penaeus indicus is the source of this 1944-nucleotide messenger RNA. Its product is annotated as chorion peroxidase-like. Bases 1 to 1944 code for a protein of 647 amino acids. NCBI's taxonomy places the organism in Eukaryota, Metazoa, Arthropoda, Malacostraca, Decapoda, Penaeidae. The transcript is spliced from 16 exons. Gene Ontology annotation, biological process: response to oxidative stress. The record is from RefSeq and is a predicted model, not a curated record. Gene Ontology annotation, molecular function: heme binding; peroxidase activity.